Messenger RNA from Fomitopsis serialis, 867 nucleotides. RefSeq lists its product as uncharacterized. The transcript has a single exon. Bases 232 to 750 code for a protein of 172 amino acids. The record is from RefSeq and is a predicted model, not a curated record. Lineage: Eukaryota; Fungi; Basidiomycota; Agaricomycetes; Polyporales; Fomitopsidaceae.
CCUCCACCGCCACGGCCGCGACCUCCACCACCUCCGCCGAAACGGCCUAAAACGCGUAUGAGCGACAUUGACCAACAACACAUAUCAAUAUACACUUACUGCGACCUCCACCGCCGCCGCCAAACAUCGACAUCUCCUCGAGUUGAGGCGGCACGUUUGCCUUCGCCUCACGGAGGAUACCAAUCAGUUCACGAGCGCACUUGGCGUUGUCCGUGGUGAAGUACGUGUACGAUGUUCCCUUCAUACCAGCACGCUACAAGGUCCAGUCAGUACGCGCGCGCAAGACCCACAAAUCUCUCCUACAUACCCCAGUACGACCGAUACGGUGGAUGUAGUCUUCGCAGUUGUUGGGAAAAUCAUAGUUCUGAUAAGGACUACGAUCAGCGGAAACCAGGCAAAGCAGAGAGCGACACGUACCAAGACAUAGCCGACGUCCUUCACGUCUGCACGUGCAACAAAGCCAGCAGACCCGAAGAGACACAAACCGUGAAAGGGACGCACGGUCGAACAGGGAGCGAUGGACGGGACAUGAAAGAAGACACAGACAUGGUCAGAAAACACAACACGGCACGAACGCAGAGCACAAGCGCUCGACAGCAACAUCCGCAGACUGGUCCCAGGUCUCCUCAACCGCGGCUGCAGCUGAGGUCUCAACGUCCGAGCUAUCGACAGGCAAGUCUUGUACGCGCUAACCCCAGUGUUGAAGGCGAGCGAACUUUGGUCCUUAGAUUCCGCUGCUCGAGUCCAUAACCACUACCAUUUACCAUACGAAGAGCAGUGUUCACUGUUCGUGUCAGGUCAGACCAUGUACGUCACGCAACCCAGAGGAAGCAGCGUAGUCAAGGUCCGGUGGGUAGGUCAGAGGGA